Microthlaspi erraticum is the source of this 714-nucleotide messenger RNA. NCBI's taxonomy places the organism in Eukaryota, Viridiplantae, Streptophyta, Magnoliopsida, Brassicales, Brassicaceae. The record is from the annotation of a GenBank genome assembly.
AUGGCUGAAGAUUUCUCGGUGCUUGUGUUAGCUUCUGAUCUAGGAAUUGAUGCUCGAUCGCUCUUAACGAGAAGCGAUGAGAUUGAUGAGGAAGAGAACUGGCAAGAUUGUGCUCAGUACCUCGGAGACGAAGAUUUCUCCGAUCUCGACCUUCUCCAGUUCUUCACCCUCCAGGGCUUGGAUAAGUCCGGUAACCGGAUUUUCCGCAUCGUCGGAAAGUACUUUCCUGCUCGUGUGGUGAGUGCGGAGCGGCUGAAGAAGUAUAUAUUCCAGAAGAUAAUCAACGAAUGUCCCGAGGGACCGUACUCCUUGGUUUACAUGCAUAGCACAGUGCAAAAGGACGAUAACUCGCCGGGCAUUACAAUCUUAAGAUGGAUCUACGAGGAUCUUCCUUCAGAUAUCAAAGAUAGACUUCAAGUUGUUUACUUCGUCCACCCUGGUCUUCGUUCAAGACUUGUCAUCGCCACUCUCGGCCGCCUUCUUCUUAGUGGAGGAUUGUACUGGAAGAUCAAGUAUGUGAGCCGGUUGCAGUACCUUUGGGAUGAAAUAAAGAAAGGCGAGGUGGAGAUUCCGGACUUUGUGAAGAACCACGACAAUGUGCUCGAGCAUAGACCGUUGACAGACUAUGGAAUCGAACCGGAUCCUUUCCAGUUGACCGAGGUUCAAUCUUCAUCGUUCUCGCUUAACCGGUACGAGAGCAGAUGGGUCUCGUAG